AUGCAGCCACCUCUCCCACCUGAAGCAGUCAGAGAGCUGGUGUGCUCCUGUCUGCACAGAGACCCGGUCGCAGCAGACCUCCGCUGCAGCCUGUUUGUUGCAGCUGCGCAGAACUACAAGAGGGACUCACUGCUUCGACCGUUCCCUCCCAGAUACAUAAGUGGUGACAAUAAAGACUUUGAGGACCUGCUGGCACAUGUGAACUCUUUCCCUGGUGUGCGAGACUUGGUGAGACUGCGACCUGGAGAGGGAGAUCAUCAUCUGGCUCUCGCUCACUGGAUUCUGUCUUCAAAGAGCUUCGCUGUGAAAACUCUACAGAAAGAUGAGUAUGCCAAAAUUUGUAACUUGAUGGAAAACGGAGGCGUUUCUGCGCCUGCGCCAGACUUCCUGUUUGAGCUGGAGUACGGUGACCAGAUGAAUGCGAGGUUCGAGAGGACGAGAGCGGGCAGAGACGUCUUCUAUGCAUUCCAUGGGAGCCGACUGGAGAACUUUCACUCAAUCAUUCACAACGGGCUGCACUGUCACCUCAACAAGAACUCUGUGUUUGGAGAGGGGACCUACCUCACCAGUGACCUCAGCAUGGCCGUUCUUUACAGUCCCCACAGCAGCGGUUGGCGAGAAAGUCUCCUGGGUCCGCUGCUCAGCUGUGUGGCCUUAUGUGAAGUCAUUGAUCACCCAGAUGUGAAGUGCCAAGUGAAGAAAAAAGACUCUGAAUUCGUUGACCGCCAGCGCUCGAGGGCAAAAAACAGCGAAGGAGGCGACGUGCCGCAGAAAUACUUUGUGGUCACCAACAAUCAACUUUUGCGAGUCAAGUACCUGCUUGUUUACUCUCAGAGGAGGCACCUGUCAAGACAUUCCCGCAGCACCUCCUGGCUCCUCAGACACCAUUUUGCUCUCAUGAUGAGUCUCUACCUUCUGCUGCUCAUAUUUCUCGGUGCCUUCAACUCCACCACCUUCGUAUCCUUUUGGAACAGGCUUUUCAGGUGACAAGACAACAGGACAGACGGCCUGGAUGUGGCUCCACUGUGGCUCCACUGUGCCUUCCUGAUCAGAGACUGACCGGAGGCCUGAGCAGCGAUUUUAUGCACCUUUUUAUACUGUUUUCUCUCGCAUAUCUUUCCUUUUAUUUGUAAAAAAUGGUUAUAAUUACUGUUAUACCAAGAUAACGUACGGUAUCUUUUCAAAUAGCAGCGUUGUAUUAAUUUCAUUAAAAUGCAAUGAGACAUUUUUCAUUUAAAAAAUGUAAUGCAAUGUUUCGACUAAUUGUUCUGCUUUAGUAAACAUCCUCAUCAUUUUGUAGAUAAAUUCUGUUGCUGUGUGGUUGUAGUCGUCUGAGGACAGUUUAAGUAACCAAAGGGGGAAAAACAAAGAACUUUACAUUAAAAUAAUCUUGUUUAAUUAAGUAAGAAAGGUUGGGACAAACAUUUAGGGUUUUUUUUGUAGCACAUUAACUGAUGGUACUUGGUCAUUAGUGUAACUGUUACCUGAUAGGAAGUCUGUUGAUCAGGCAGUAAUGACAGUAUCCUUCUAUAAAUGCUUCCUCUUUAAUGGUAUACGUUUGUACUACUCAGUUUAUGGGAGAUGAAUGAGUAAGGACUUUUUAUAUCUCAUGAUUUAAGUGUAGCUUUACGGUAUUUAACAUAUUAUUGAGGUUUGAUGAAGGAAAAAUACACAAGGUGGCCUUUCUGGUGAUUCUAACAUACAGUUAGGCUGAAUCCAAAUGUCGACUCUCUGGACUUGUGGACUGAGCCCUCGCGGACUUCAGUUGUAUGCACUGUGACGUUCACUGUCGUCACGUCAAGUCUGCGAGGGUGCUGGCUCGCAAGGGGGCAAAAUACCUUCGUUGACCUCUAUUGUUUCCGUGGAGAUGAAUUGAAAUUCCCGACCUCAUUUCAAAGUGAUUUUCUGAGUGGCUCCUGACGGUUUUGGAUAUGUGUGCGUCUGCUGAUUUACUCUCAAUGAAUCUGGUGAGAACGCUUAGUGAGGAUUUCCCUUUACAUGAGCUGCUGAACACUGCUAAUAUUCACAUUAAAUCCUCAUUGUGGAGCUUCACAUUAUAGAUGGACAAAAAACCAACGUCAUCCCAUCUAAGUUUAGUGGAUUAUAAUAAAGAAAUAAGUUAUUAAGCCUAGGUGUGUUAUUCUGUGAGUUCCUUAUACUUCACUACAUCAAUUAAUUUAUACAGCAAAUGUGAAAAAAGCAAAUGUCAUUGAACGUAAAUAUUUUAAAUAGUUUAUUAUAUAUAUAGUAGUUUUUUUAAAAUUUUGAAUAAUAAUAAUUCAUAUUUUUUUUACAUCCUCACUUUAUAGCAUAUUGCUGCAGGAUUAUGGGUAAUUUUCGGAGCAAAGUGUGGCGAAGUCUGGACUCCAAGAGGACUCUCUUGAAGUCCGCAUAAAGUCCACUUGGGACCCCUUGUGGGACUGCGCCUGCAAAGUCAGAACAUUUGGAUUCAGCCUAAAUGUAAUAAAUGUUUUGUAAGAAGGCUAUUGAUGACUUAGUUUAUGAUAAUUUCGGACAUGCUUUCAUAUCGUUGUAGCAGUAGAGGAGGUAAGCUGAAGCAGCAGAUUCUUAAAAUUUGUUUCCAAUUUUUUUGACACUAAUAAAAUUAUACUUUGAUUUAAA
Molecule: messenger RNA, 2622 nt
Organism: Scomber scombrus (Atlantic mackerel)
Lineage: Eukaryota; Metazoa; Chordata; Actinopteri; Scombriformes; Scombridae
Gene: parp16
Product: poly (ADP-ribose) polymerase family, member 16
Exons: 6
Coding region: 1-987 (328 amino acids)
Biological process (GO): endoplasmic reticulum unfolded protein response
Cellular component (GO): membrane; intracellular anatomical structure; nuclear envelope
Molecular function (GO): protein serine/threonine kinase activator activity; NAD+ poly-ADP-ribosyltransferase activity; kinase binding
Source: RefSeq, a predicted model, not a curated record